UAUCUUUUCUCCAACCACAUAUUCCCAACUGCACAAAACAAAGCCAUGCCCUUCCCUAUUUUCUAUCCAUCCAACACAACAACUUACACAACAUACUAUAUUAUAUUACUUCACUUACUACAACAGUGUACAACUUGUUGUACUUAGCUUUUCUUCCGUUAAUUAUAACAAUAAUUAAAUAAUUAAAAAAAGCAAAAAAAGCAAGAGAGAAGAAAUGCUAAGCAAGGAAUCGAGUGGAUCCACCUUCGAUCUACACGAGGAGGUUUUGCAAGUGUUGCCGUCUGAUCCUUUCGAGCAACUCGAUGUGGCCCGCAAAAUCACUUCCCUUGCUCUCUCCACACGUGUCUCCGCUCUCGAAUCUGAGUCUUCUGCUCUACGCGCUCAGCUUGCCGAGAAGGACUCCGUCAUCGCCGACCUCCAAGCACAAAUUGAAUCCUUUGACUCUUCUCUCUCCGACAUCACCAAUAAACUCUCCCAGGCCCAGCUCGAAAAGGAGAACUUGAUUAAAGAUAACGCAUAUUUGGCCAACACCGUUAAGAAGCUACAGAGAGAUGUCUCCAAGUUGGAGAUUUUUAAAAAAACUCUUAUGCAAUCACUUCAAGACGAUGAAGAAACAACCUCGACUAGAGCUACACACAUCAUUGCCAAGCCCACGCCCAAUGAAGAUGAUGCCACCCUCCUGCGUUCAAGAUCUUCUCCAAUGAAGAGCCAGUUUUCAGAAACAGGGAUUUCUUCAUUUAAUGAGGAUCGUGAGACAGAUGCCUCAAGACCUGGCAUAUCUCACAGGCUUCUGCUAGCAUCCCAAACAAGCACACCUAGGCUAACUCCUCUUGGGUCCCCUCCAAGUCUAUCAGCUUCUGUAUCUCCCACAAGAACAUCUAAACCAGUUUCUCCAAGACGACACUCAAUUUCAUUUUCUACCACAAGAGGCAUGUUUGAUGAUAGGUCAUCUAUAUUUUCUUCAAGCCCAUACAGUUCCGUAAAGGGCUCUGACACAGGACCACAUACUGGGCGAACUCGAGUUGAUGGGAAAGAAUUCUUCCGCCAAGUCAGGAGCCGAUUAUCAUAUGAGCAGUUUGGUGCGUUUCUGGCUAAUGUUAAGGAAUUGAAUUCACAUAAACAGACAAGAGAAGAGACUCUGCGGAAGGCUGAUGAGAUUUUUGGUCCAGAAAACAAGGACCUUUAUGCAAUAUUUGAGGGAUUGAUCACCAAAAAUGCCCACUGAACUUUUUUCUGUAAAGUAACUCAUAAUUCAAGUGCAUUGACACUUCGUAUGAAUAAUCUUGUAAUUUAUAUUGUA
Molecule: messenger RNA, 1300 nt
Organism: Pistacia vera
Lineage: Eukaryota; Viridiplantae; Streptophyta; Magnoliopsida; Sapindales; Anacardiaceae
Exons: 9
Coding region: 215-1225 (336 amino acids)
Source: RefSeq, a predicted model, not a curated record